AUGUUGUUUAGCUCUACAUUUGCCCUUGUUGGUGCGCUGUCUGUGGCCUUCUUGGUCGUGAGCUAUUGCGUACAACUACACCAUCACCGUAAACAAUCCAAAGCCCUACACUGCAAACCUCCCCCUUCGGGCUCCUCAAGUUUCUUCGGUAUUCCAGGCUUUAUUCGGUUGACCAAGGCUGUCCGCGAAAAGCGCUGGAUCGAUCAUCUCUAUAACGAAUAUGCUGUCCAUGGAAAUACUUAUCAACAGAGAUUCCUCUCUCAAAACAUAAUUACUACCAUCGAGCCGGAAAAUGUCAAGGCACUUCUUGCUACUCAAUUCAAAGAUUUUUCUCUUGGAACAAGACACCAACAGUUCUACCCACUCCUAGGAGACGGUAUUUUCACCCUCGAUGGUGCUGGGUGGUCGCAUGCGCGGGGAUUGUUGCGCCCGCAGUUCACCAGAGAUCAGGUUGCCGAUCUUUCCAUGUUGGAUGAUCACAUUUCCAACUUGAUUGACCUUAUCCCGAAGGACAGGAGCAGUUUCGACAUCCAGCGUUUGUUUUUCCUACUGACUCUCGACUCAGCAACCCACUUCUUAUUCGGGGAAUCGGUUGGCUGCAUGCUUCCUCCCUCCGGAAAGACAGGAGUGUUAGAAAAAUGCGCCGUAGGUAGUGCACAGGGUUUCGCCAACGCGUUCGGAACCGCUCAGGAUUAUCUCGCUGCGCGGAGUCGCGCCCAGGGCUUAUACUGGGUUGUCAAUCCCAAGGAAUUCCGCGAGGCAAACCGACAGGUUCACGAAGUCGUCGAUCAUUAUGUCAAUCUCGCUCUUGAAUCAAAACGUAAUCCCGAAAAGAAGGACGCAGACGGUCGGUAUAUCUUCCUCGAAGCCCUGGCGGCCGACACCGAUGACCCGAAGAUCCUACGCGAUAACAUGCUAAAUAUUUUAUUGGCUGGCCGAGAUACCACAGCCAGUCUCCUGAGUUCGACAUUCUUCUAUCUUGCCCGUUACCCUAAUGUGUGGAACCGGCUGCGCCGUGAGAUCGUGGAUAUUUUCGGAGAUGCGAAGAAUCCGCGGUCGGAAAUGACACAGACAAGGCUGAAGGAUAUGCCUUAUCUACGAUAUGUAUUGAACGAAGUCCUUCGUCUCCAGCCUCCUGUGCCUAUCAACUUCCGUGUCGCGACCAAAGAUACCUCCCUACCGGUCGGCGGUGGCGCAGACUUCCAAUCGCCUGUUUAUGUUGAGAAGGGCACAAUGGUUGCCUACAACGUCUUCGCUAUGCACCGCCGGACAGAUCUAUGGGGCAAAGACGCAACUUCCUUCCGGCCUGAGCGCUGGGAGGAAAAUGCUAAGCAUGGCUGGGAAUAUCUGCCUUUUAAUGGUGGGCCGCGUAUCUGCCUUGGUCAACAAUACGCCCUCACUGAGGCAAGCUACACCGUCGUUCGUAUCAUGCAGCACUUCGAUACUCUCGAAAACGCGGACCCCCAUCCUAGACAGGAGCCUAUUAAACUAUCUACUAUCACGAUGUCGCAUGAUCUUGGCGUUCCUGUUCGUUUGUACGCUUCGGAGAAGAUUUAG
Messenger RNA from Penicillium vulpinum, 1557 nucleotides. Its product is annotated as cytochrome P450. Bases 1 to 1557 code for a protein of 518 amino acids. Gene Ontology annotation, molecular function: iron ion binding; oxidoreductase activity, acting on paired donors, with incorporation or reduction of molecular oxygen, reduced flavin or flavoprotein as one donor, and incorporation of one atom of oxygen; heme binding. The record is from RefSeq and is a predicted model, not a curated record. NCBI's taxonomy places the organism in Eukaryota, Fungi, Ascomycota, Eurotiomycetes, Eurotiales, Aspergillaceae. The transcript has 4 exons.